CAGCACUUCGCUCGCUGCUGGGACCACAGCGCAGACUGCAGGCUGUGUGCGGCGUUGCGUUGAAAGAAUGGCACAGUUCGUCUCGUGACGAGCCCCGCGCGCGGCUCCUCAGAGGUGGUGCCCCCCGCUGCGCAGUUCUUUCCAGUUCCCUCGUAGCGUUUAAUGCGUUCGUGUUUAGUGUAUGCUUCAGUUCUGCUCUGUGCGCGUGCGCGCCCAUAUGUGAUUCCCGUCUGAGUGGGGCGGCAACGUUCUGUACGGCGGUCUGCUGCUGCUGCUGCUGCUGCUGCUGCACAUGAUGACGGGAGGCCAUCGUCUGGAUUGUGCCCCCAGGCUGCGAGGAGCGAAAUGACAGCCGAGUAGCCAGCAGCUAUAGCGGCGGCGCUCGUUGCUGGUGGUGUUUCCUUUUUCGGUCGUCGGGCGCGCGAGUCCGCACGCGAUGCUUCUUGACGAUGGCGUGCGUCUUCCGGCCUGAUGUUUCUCACCAGCAGAUCUCGUGCAGUGUUUGUGCUCGAAGUGUGUGCGUGCGUCUUUGUCCCGUGGCGGCUGCCGCACGAGAGACGUUGCCUUGUACGGCCCGAGUCGCCUGCUGAAAACGAACUUCGACUCUGCGAAGCUGGAUAUAUACGUUCUCUGCGAGGCGUGCGUGUGCCCUGUGGUGGUGAUGUGCUGUUGCGUCUGCGCCAUUCGUUUGCCUCGCUGAUUGAGAAGAACAACGGGGUCGCGACCAGGCAGACUUAUUAGGCCAGAGCGCUGAAUAGGCCACGAACUGCUAAGAAAAGAAAAGAAAGAAAAGGGAAGGAACGAACGAACGAAGGAGGGGCGGCUGGAUCUGCAGCCUCUCGAGUCUAGAAAAAGCUUCAUCGCCGAGUUGAAGUAGCGCGAUGAAUUUAGGUCUUGAAGAUUCUCCAGAUUUCUUUCGUUCUAUUUUGGUAGUCGGGACUAUGAUUAGCCGCCGUAAUGGUCGUCCGGAAAAAGGCGAGCAUGCCGAAUUGAGAAUUCGGGUGCAGCAUUCCGCGUUCCAAAAUAAACGAGGUCCAGCUCUUUUCUUUCGUGUGAAACUCUGAGGCGAGUAUACGGAUAGUGUAAGCUACAUCCUGGUCACUAGCUUCUUUCGCCCAGGAGACGGAUACGAAUAUUUUUACCGCUCCUGUAUUAUUCCGCAGCGGAUAAAUAGCCACGCCUCGCUUUGUGUUAUCGGUAUUUUUUUUUCCUAUAACAACUAAUAGGAUACGUUUCGUCAUAUUUUGACCGAAGACUCCUUACAGUGACUUUGCAAUGUUUCAAUGCAGUUUGAAACAUCUAAUAUCUCUGGUCAGCUGCAGCUCCGUUUGAAUUAGAACAUCGCCGAGUCGAUUAUUCAUUCCUGCAAUGUCGUUUGCAGAACCGUCACCAGCGCCAUUGCUACAACGAACAGUUGCAAGCGCCUAUGCGUGUGACACGAUGAACACUGAUCACCGGUUCGUACGCGCCGCUCAAUAGUAGACGCGCUGCAGAAUCGCUCGCGAGCUGUCUGUCGCAUUUCCGAUGGCGUUCCAACGCGAUAUCCUCGAUCGGGACCUUCUGCUCCGGCGGGCGAUCGCUUCUUCUUAGUUCGUGAGCACAAAGUGUUGACCUGCUGUGCGGGAAGAUGUUCGCGAUCCGAGACCACGAUUGGGUCGGCUUGGACGACGCGCCAGCGAUAGACACCGGGACUGCACCGACAUGGCGUGAAAACAUGACCGUUGCCAUGUGCACUAUUCCCUUGCCGAGUUUCCCGUUCUCGUACCAAGACGAGAAUUUCGUGGUUGCCGCCCUCUUCUGCGCCGUCGAAGAAGGAAACUACGCCGGCCUGGAGGAGCUCUUCUCGAUGUCCCACAUCAACCCCAAUCAAAGCAAUAAGCAUGGGGAGACAGCCGUCCACAUCGCUUCAGGCUUGGCUCAGCUGCACAUACUGAAGCUGCUGCAUUCAAAGGGAGCCAACCUGAAGCUUGCAGACAGUCAUGGGGACAGUGCCAUGUACUGGGCAGCGCGGCAGGGCCACACAGACGUGAUCCAGUAUCUAUGGGAGAAUGGAGUCUCAGUUGACUGCCAGAACAAGUCGGGUGAGACUGCCCUGCAUGUCGCCGCCCGCUACGGUCACCACCCAGCAGUCAAGCUUCUUUGCUCAUUUGGUGCCAAUAUUAACGUGGCUGAUGAGCAUGGAGACACGGCGUUGCAUAUCGCAGCAUGGCAUGGGUUUCCAACAAUUAUGCAUGUUCUGUGUGAAGCAGGGGCCCACACGCACCUUCGGAACAAGGAAGGCGAAACUCCAAUCCACACAGCAUCUGCAAGAGGUCAUCUUGAAAGUGUUCGUUGCCUUCUUGAAGCUGGCGCUGACCCCGACCUUUUAGAUAAGCAUGGUUGCACAGCCCUUCACUUGGCUUUGAGGAGGCAUCAUGUCUCUGUAGCUCUGCUCCUCCUUCACAAUGGCUGCCAAACUGACGUUGUUGACAAUCAUGGAGAGACUGCAAUCCAUGUGGCUGCUCGGGAUGGCCUGCUGUCCGUAGCCCAGACACUGUGUGCCUUCGGGUGUAAAGUUGACGUGCCAAACAAGGCUGGGCUGUAUCCUCUACACCUGGCUGCGAAAAAUGGCCACACAGAGAUUGUGCGCUGUCUGUGCCUUGCUGGGUGCAAUGUCGAUCAAAAGAACAGGGAUGGAAUACCAGCAGAAAUCACUGCCCUCGCUCAAGGCCACAGUUCUAUAGGUGACCUGCUGAAUCGACUUAGGAAUGAGCAACUGAAAGAAGAGUACAUCGCUCAAAUGAUACCGGGGACUCAGCCACUCUCUCGAAUAAAACUCAAGGUGCUCGGCCACAGCGGUGUGGGAAAAACAACAAUGCUGGAGUCACUGAAGUGUGGAUACUUCAGCAGCUGGUUUCGGCGCUCCAAGACGUCUCCUACAUCACCAAAGCCAAAGUCAACAUCAGGGCCCCACAGCAGCCGAUCCAGCACACCAGCGAUGGACGAGUACACUAUCGACACAGACAGUGAGAACAACAUUAGAACUGCUGACCUCAAUGAUGCCAGUGAACUGAAUGACUACAAGAAGGCAAUCACACCUCCUGCUCUACUCAUCUCCAGCUGCACGGAUAUGAUGAGCAACUCACAGCCGUUGUUUUCUGAGACUACAAAUGUCAACUACACACAUGGCAUCGAUGUGCAGCAGGUGACCGUGUCUGGUGUUGGUGACCUGAGCAUAUGGGAGUUCUCGGGACAUGAGCCAUACCUGAUGCUUUACGACCACUUCGUAGGCAAUGCCCACUGCCUUCAUUUAGUUGUGUUCAGCCUUGCUGAGCCUGUGCACACCCAGAUCAGGCAGGUCUCCUUCUGGCUAGCUUACCUGCAAGCAAGGGCGCCACCUGUAGAACCCUUGGGAAUGGGAGGGAAAAGUGCCUCUCCCCUCAGAGUGGCACUAGUGGCCACCCAUGCAGACGUAUGUGCGAGCAACAUCAACAGGAACCAAAACUGUGAUGUGCUGCAGCAACAGAACAAUGCCGAAGCUGAUGCCAAGAUCAUCCUGGCAGCUGCACGGGAACGCUUCCAGCAUGUUUUUGACCUGCACGACACCGUGUUUGUCGUGGAUGCCCAUGUUGUUGGGUCACAGAGUAUGAAGUCUCUCAAGCAGUACCUCUCCAACAAUAGAGUCAAAAUUGUGCAGAACCUCCCUAAGAGUACCGGCUUUCUGGAAUCAAUGGUGGGGCACCUUCCCAACUGGAGGAAAUCAUCACCCUCGUUUCCGGUGCUUACCUGGCGCCAGUUUAUGGAUAUGGUGCACAUACAAGUGAAUCCUCUGGCAGGAGAGGAACACAUGCGUGAGCUCAUCCACCAGCUCCAACUGAUGGGAGAGGUGCUGUACACAAAAUCUGAAACAGAGGACAUGGUGGUGCUCAAUCCUAAAUGGCUCUGCAGUUCUGUCAUUGGAGAGCUGCUUUCCCAGGAGCACCUUGAGAAAGCACGUGUGACAGGUUGCUAUACUGUGGAAGAUUUCCAGUUUGCCUUCCCAGACACCGAUGCUAUAGACCUUCUGCAGGUGUUGGAAAACCUCAAGAUGUGUACCAAGUGUGACAAUGAUGGCGAUGUGGAGUACGAAUUUCCAUGUUACAAUUUGGUUGAAACACUGGAAGGCCUGUGGGAUCCUUCAGAUCCACGUUACACCCAAGGCGUGUAUUGUGGGGUGCACGUCCUCCCAUUUGACGACUUUCCACACAUCCUGGCCACAAUCUUUACCCGUAUACAGGUUCAGCUGCGACGUGCAUCCAUGGAACAUGCAGAUUCUGAUAGUGAUCUAUACCAAUGGCUGCGGGGCAGCAAGUUUUGCAGUGGGGCACUGGAGGGAAUGCUCACACUAGUUGAUAAUGACAGUGCUUUGGAAGUGAAAGUGCGUGGUCCACGUGGUUCAUCCUCAAGCUGCUUCUACUUCCUGGAGGACCUCCUGAUGGUCGUCGAUGACGUGCUGGGCGAAGUGUGCCCGGGCGCGCAGUUCGAGCGGCACCUGCUGAGCGCCGCCGACCUGCGGCACCAUGCGCCGACCCCGGCGCGCUACCCAGCGCGCCUCGUCAUGCGCGCCAUGCUGAACGACGGCGGCCUGCACGCCCAAGUGCUGCAUCCACAGACCGGCAUGCCCGAGUCUGCAUGUGACCUGCUCUGCUGCCGCGACGUGGCCUUGGUUGCGUCGCUCGUCUGUGGGCCGGACACGCACGCGUCGCAGCUGUCUCUGCUCACACGCCAGAGGCUGGGCGCCGCGCUGGAUCCGCCCGAGAAGCUGGGACGGGAUUGGUGCCUCCUGGCGGUGCAGCUCGGCAUGACUGAGCGCCUGCCCGAGCUGGACCCAGAGUCCAAGGAGUCCGGCGUGCUCGCGAGCUCGGGCAAGAGCCCUAUCGCCAGGGUGCUUGGGGAGUGGACGCUGGUGAUGGAUAGCACGAUCGGGCACCUUGCGCGCGCGCUUGAUGAACUGGGCAGGGGAGACGCGGCGGACAUUGUUCUGGGGACGUCGCCACUCGUCAAGGUGGCGGUCGCAUCGGCGCCGACGUCGCCUGCGUCGCCACCGGCAGGCAGGCACGACGAUGCGAGGGUGGCAGCAGCUGUUUCUGCGGCGUCGAGCUCGAACAUUUCUCGCUAGUGCCUUGUUCUGUUUUCUGUGCUUUGUGCGUGCUUUUUGUUGCUUUUUUUUUUUGCAUGGAACACCCGUGAAGUGUUUCUCUGUACAUGUGUGCUUGAAGAAGAUAUGGCAUCGGCAGUUGCCGCGACGUCAAUUUUUGAACAUUUCUCGCUGGUGCUUAAAUUUUUUUCUUUGUACCCAAGGUGCGACGCGUUUUUUAAAUGCAAGUGUGCUUGUGUGGCAAAGCUGCCUUUAAUUGUUAUGACUACAUUUUGUUUUACAUGCUGCAGCUGUACAAGAAUUUGCAGUGACUUUUCCAGAGAGAACAAAUCAAAACCAAACACUCGUGAAGAGUGAUUCUGCGUAAAUGUAUGAAAUAUAAUAUCAUACUUUUACCAGGGACAUUCCAGCAGAAAGAACAAAACACCCAAAAAUAGACUACCAUUGUUUGACGUGUGACUGACCCACAAUACAGUGCACCAGUAUGACUGCUAUGAUAAGGUGGCUAGGUAAUUGUCAUAUGGUUUUAGGUGUUGCUUCACAGAACUGCUUUCUACACUUGCUCAACAUCUGUGAAAGUAACUGAUUGCACAUUAUAAUAUAUCUAGUUAUGUUUGUGAUAGCCUGUGACCGUAAUUCAGACCUCUUUCUUUUGGUGCUGUUACAUAAUCUUGUAGACCUUUUAAUUUUGCUUUCACUGCUUCUAUAAACCGAGUAAAUGAUAUAUAGUUUAAGUCAGGGCAAUAUUAAUACUAGAAAUGUCCUGGCUUCUUGCAUUACUUGCUUUUUGUAGUCCAAAAAUUGAUGCUUUUGAAAUCAUUAUUCCUAUGUCUUCUUCGCGCUUCCUUUUUUAUGACACACAGUAAAGUUUGUUGUGGCUACUUCGAUGUUAUAAUAGAUGCACAUAUGUACAUAAAGCUGUUAUGUAAGGCAAAUGAAACUAAUCUAAUGGCUUUAGUAGUGAUAAGCCAGCUAGACAUGCUAACACAAGCCAACUAAAACAAAGUGUUUUGCUCAUGUAGUUAAAGCUCAGGCCAAAUAGGAUGCUCCUUGCCUGGUAUGUAACACACAUCCGGGUAGAUUACAGUGUUGACUGAAGUCUAGUAAGGUCUUGCACACAGGCAGUUUAUGUUACGAUCUGCUGUUGAAAUUCUUGCCUACUGUAAUGGUAUGGUAUGAAAAACUUUAUUGAGGUCCUGGAGAGCAUGUCUCACAAGCAGUGGGCUGCUCCUACGUAGGGACCGGAAGGCCAAGCCCCUCAACCGCGUCGUGGGCCUGCUGGACAGCCCAGAGUUGGUCGGCCAGAAGAGGGCUGCGGAGGGCCGCAUCCCACCUGGCCGAGUUGUUAUCGAUUGUAGAGUGUGACCGGGCACACUACCAGAGCAUGUGAUCUAACGUGGCUAUUUCUCCGCAUGAGGGACAAGAGUUGUUGGUAUAAGUAUCUGGAUAGAUCGUGUGUAAGAGACACGGGUUAGGAUACAUGCUCGUUUGAAAAAGCCUAAGUGUGAGGGCCUAAACUCUGUUGAGCCGAAUGUGCUACUAUGAAUAUGUGAGCACAAGAAGGCAUUACUUUUUAAUGUUGACAGAAACAUACAUGGUGGGUAUCAAAAUAGAUUGCUCAAAGACAUUACUCCUACUUAAUUUGUUUUGCUGAAAAUAUACAGUUCAUUGUAAGUGCAGCCUGAUAUUGUGAGCUGAUUACAAAGUUAUUCCGUGAGUAGCACAUAACCAUUAGUUUUGUUAGUUCUUUAGUUCGCACCUAACCAGUGUGCAUGUUACAAACUAGAGAAUGUCUGAUCCUCCCCCCCUCUUUCUAUUGAGCAGUUCGAACCAAAUCAUGCAAGUGUAUUUUGCCACUCACAUGAAUUUAUGAGUGAAUUUGUUGGCGUGCACAGCAUGGAAGUAUAUAGUGACCUGCAGUAUUGUUGGUACGUGAAUUAUUUAAGCGUUGUCUGCGUUCUAGAGACCUUCACUUUGGUGGAAAGACGGGUGUUGUGAGAGCUAGGAAAGUUUAAGUUUCUGUCAGGACAGUUCACUUUUCUUUCCCAUGCAAUGCACUGUGAUGUGUUUAUGCUACUGAUCAUCAUGUCAGCAAUAUUUGCUUGUUAUUUGUGUGUUAUUUUUGCUGUUACAUAUUUCAGUUCUUGAAGAAUUUAGACAGAAACUAGCGAUGAUGAUUGUAGAAGCAUUGUGGGGUCGUCAUGGAAAUAACCUGAUCAGUUGUAGCACGAUCAGUACCAUGUCUUAACAUUAAAGACUAAUAGUUGUGACCAGAGUUGUUUGCAUACCAAGGAAUUCACAUUGAUUCUGUAACUGCUUAUCUAAGACCAUGAGUUAGGUAUCCUCGUGUGUUGCAAUUCUGAGUCGGCUUUAUAAGAAUGCGUGCGGGUGUUCUUGCUGUGGGCUACCUAGAUUCUCUAUGACAUAGCGUAAUGCUUGCAUGCUAUCUAGCAUUUAUCGAUUACUACUACAGUACAGUGUCUGACAAGUGCCAAGUAGGUAAACCUCCUUUUUAUUAUGAAGACGUACUGGAAGCAUGUGGUGUUCCCACCAUUUAUGCAUUCAUAUACCUAGAAUUUUAACAUCUUUAAUAGUAACUAUUUUUACGCGCAUCUGCAGUAUGUUCUUGCUUGUCGCGAAGGCUGACGUGUUUGCUUUCGAUGGGAAACGAUGGUUCAGUCGCUUUGGCCAUGCAAUGGUUACUCUGUUUGGUUGUGCGAAGCAAGGUAUCACCACGAGUGUGAUAUUUAGAUUGCAUUGCUAAUGAAAUAAGGAUUGAUCCAGGCAUGAGGUCGGUUGUUAUUCUGCCAAAAGGAACAGUGCAAUCACUUUUGAGUAGAACUGCUGCGUGUUUAGCUUGACGCCACUCAUGCAUCGUUGAUUUUUGUUGCUGCUUUUUCUACUCGUGACAAUAAACUUGCCAUUCAAGGACUCA
Dermacentor silvarum is the source of this 8051-nucleotide messenger RNA. Its product is annotated as death-associated protein kinase 1-like. Gene Ontology annotation, biological process: signal transduction. The coding region runs from base 1628 to 5137 and encodes 1169 amino acids. The record is from RefSeq and is a predicted model, not a curated record. The transcript has 19 exons. Gene Ontology annotation, molecular function: protein binding. NCBI's taxonomy places the organism in Eukaryota, Metazoa, Arthropoda, Arachnida, Ixodida, Ixodidae.